AUGGAAGAGACAAACAGUCCACCCGGCUCACCGGGCGGCCCUCUUCAGGCCGUCACUGCGGACCGUGUGAACCAACAAAGAGAGCGGGAGUCCGCAUUCUCUCACCUACGUGGUGGCUCAAGAGAUAACUCCGUUCAUGAUAAGAUCAGCCAGUUCAACAACCUUAGUGUUACUAUGCAAUCAAAACAGCUGGAACGCAAAACAGCAGAUGCUGCUUUGAAGCGCGCCAUGCUUGGCCGCGAAGAGGCCGAGACUGAGUUGCGCAAAUAUAGAGAGGAGAACAAAAAUCUACGAAAGGCCAUCGAUGAGGGUAAAGACCGUGAGCGAAAAGUCGGAGAGCGUCUGGAGUCGUUGAUGGAGAACUAUGGCCGAGCAAAGGAGACCCAUGCACACACACAAGCUUUAUGGGAAAAGGAGAUACGCCGUGCACGAAAAGAGACAUUCAAAACGCAAUCAUCGAUCGUCAAGCUCCAAGAAGAACUCAAGUCAGCACGUACCAACGCAAAGAUGAUCGACGAAAACCUUAAACGAGAAAAGGCUAGGAGCAAAGUUCGAGAACAAGAAGCAUUCGAAGCGCGCUAUCAGAUUGUUGGUGUCCAAGAACGACUAGAUCAAGCACUGGAGCGUAUCAAGCUCGUCGAGCAGGAACGUGACGCCUACAAGACUGCAGCCAAGAACGAAGAAGUUGCCCGUAUCGCUGCCGAAGGUCGCAUUCCUCUACCGCCACAGGAUGCUGACGAUGAGUUUGGCUCUCCUAACAAGGACAAGAGGCGAGUGUCAAGAGAUCCUCGAGUUUCUCUAUCGACAAUGGACAUUAUCUCCUCGGAGGCCAGUGAGGUUGAGAUUGAGGAAUUGUCCACUCAGUUGCAGUGGGAGCGUCAAAGAGCAGACCGUGCACACGAAAUGAUUGAAUUCUUACAGGCCGAAUGCCAUCUCCGUUGCUGUGCUUGCUCGAGGUCAACCCGUCGUGCCAGUGUCGAGGCCCCUCGCCAGAAACGCCGAAGCUCUUUUGGACUCGAGGGACCAAACGACAAGGUCCUGAAACUGGAUAGUGAGGCAGUAGAGGGCGAGAAGCGUACUACAACUUCUCCCUGUAUCGAGGAACCGCAUGUACGGACCGAGCCCGACAGAGGAACAGAGCCUGAUGCUCAGCCUGAGUCAGUCCAAGAACAGCACCUCCAAGAGCCCCUUCAACGUAUAAUUAAAUCCAGGAAAGAACCCCGUCGAAGCACCAUAUUCUGUCCCAAAGAAGGCAUUUUCCGGACGGUUUCGGAGCAAGAAGCCGAGAUCAUUGAGGCACAACGCAGAAUCGAAGAGACCGAGGCUGCUGCCAAGGGUCAGCGAGAAAGCCAUGCUGAGAGCAAAUAUCAGGAUGUUGACGAGGUUGUAAUUGAAGAGCAAGUUGAGGCUGAAACCACGAUCGGUGAUGGCACUGAGAUGGAGCCUCGUUACUCUGGCGAGUACGAAAACUACCGGAGAUACGCACGAACCCCUUCGGUCGAGCCUCCAGCCUUCGCCAUGCUUGCUCAAGAAAGAACAUCAUUGGCCUCACUUCUCAACGCUCCUCACAGUCACUCAGCACCUGUUCCUUCAGUACCGACCAUGCCAGACGUAGCUGAGGAUAUACUUGUCUCUCCUGACACUCGACCUCAUACCACAAAUGCCUUCUACACCGUCACCACCACGACAACCGUGCCAGUCCAUGACGACAAGGUCGGGAAUAGUGCCUCUUUCAACGAACGCCUUCGCACACCAUCACACAACAGCACAGGCACCACCUUUGAUAUGUCAAAUCCUGCUCUCACCCCUACCAUGACACGCGAGCAGGCUCUCGCGAAGAUCCGUGAACGUCGUGGCCGUGCCCGUUCAAUGGCACAGGGCACAAUGACACCCAGCCGUCGAAUGGUCGAGGGCAUUGAACGACGAGAUAUGAGUGCUCCUACGGGCAAGGUUGCUGGCAAAGGGCGAUAA
Fusarium musae is the source of this 1971-nucleotide messenger RNA. RefSeq lists its product as uncharacterized. NCBI's taxonomy places the organism in Eukaryota, Fungi, Ascomycota, Sordariomycetes, Hypocreales, Nectriaceae. The record is from RefSeq and is a predicted model, not a curated record. The transcript has 2 exons. The coding region runs from base 1 to 1971 and encodes 656 amino acids.